This is a messenger RNA of Acipenser ruthenus (sterlet), 1218 nucleotides long. RefSeq names its product receptor-type tyrosine-protein phosphatase H-like. Bases 1 to 1218 code for a protein of 405 amino acids. NCBI's taxonomy places the organism in Eukaryota, Metazoa, Chordata, Actinopteri, Acipenseriformes, Acipenseridae. The transcript is spliced from 6 exons. The record is from RefSeq and is a predicted model, not a curated record. Gene Ontology annotation, molecular function: protein binding.
AUGAAUGGGGUUCUCCAAUCCACUCCAAUCCACCCGUCCCCCGUCAGUGAUAUUACACUAACGAGUAAAUCGACCAAUGAGAUCAACUACCACUGGACUGUGCCAAACAACACAAGAGUUGCUCAAUAUUACUACAAUGUAACUCUUGUGAAUGUUGCCCUCAUUUCAACCCAGAACAACAACUACACUGCUAAUGAAUUACAACCAGGGGAGGAAUACACAGUGUGCAUAGAAUCUGUGACCCCAGAGAACACUAGCAGCACCUCUACAUGUCUUUCAAACUACACAAACCCCAAUGCCCCAGUAAAUCUGACUUCAAGCGAGGGCACAACGACGGCUCAUGUGAGCUGGUCAGCACCCAGCAGUGAUGUGAACUAUCAGAUCUACACAUACCUGCUCAGCUGGUCCAGCAGUAAUCAUCUGAGUGGAUCGAAGGUCAUCAACGAGACCUCUGCUUCUCUGAAUGAUCUGAUUCCAGGAUCCCUGUAUAAUGUAAGCGUGAGAUCCCUGAUCGGAGACGCACAGAGUGUGGGAGAGUCACAUCCCAUUCUCACAGAUCCUCUCCCACCGAAACACCUGUUGGUUUCUGCUGAGAGCGAGACUGAGGCUGUACUAGAAUGGGGAGAUCCAGCAAGCGGGGGAUAUUCUGGCUUCCAGAUCUUCUACUCAGAUACAAACAGCUCGACGGCAAUUAACUCAGUCAAUCAGGAUGUGAGGCAAUACAAACUGACCAACCUCACCCCCGGAGAGUUCUAUAACAUCAGGUUGAGGAGCUUCAAAACUGAAGCCAGCAUCCGGAAAAACAGCACUGAAGAGAAAAGAAACUUUCAAACAGUUCCUGCUCAGGUGAGCUCUCUCCAGUGCUCUGCAGUGUCUGGGGGUUACAGUCUGUCCCUGGACUGGGGUAACCCUGCUGGACGCUGGACGGAGAUAGAAGUGGACGUGUCCAACGAAGACAUAAAGAAGGUAGAGAAGUGCGGGCCGGACCAGUGUGAGACGAGAAUCAAUGGGCUGAGUCCGGCUCGGUAUUACACCCUCGCGGUGACGACCGUGUCUGGAGAGAAGAGGAGCUUCAAAGCCAUUUCCAUUCAGUGCCAAACUGACACGACGUGUGUCAUCGUCGGCUCUCUGUUUGGGAUUCUAAUACUCAUCUGCUUCGUGGUCUUUCUCGUUCUGUUCAUCUUGAGACAAUACCCUGACCUCCUGAGGUACGUCUGA